This is a messenger RNA of Mya arenaria, 6031 nucleotides long. RefSeq lists its product as uncharacterized. Bases 646 to 2412 code for a protein of 588 amino acids. Lineage: Eukaryota; Metazoa; Mollusca; Bivalvia; Myida; Myidae. The record is from RefSeq and is a predicted model, not a curated record. The transcript has 6 exons.
UUGUGAUUAUUUUUUUAAUUGCGCACAUUGGCAAAUAACGUAAAAUCAUUGUCAAAAUAAAUUCUCAUUGUACGUUUUGGUAUAUAGUAUCUCAAACUGACUUAUUUUCAUGUUUGCGAACAUAGUUAUUUUUGUUUAUUGUAUGAAUUUAUUCGUUACUACUUUCCUCUAAAUAUUUGGCAUUCCUUGGAUAUCUUCGCUGAGGAAUAUUGGCACAGAAAAUCUUGUUUUUGGAUUAUGAUAAUUAUGCUUUGAAAAAUGACUCACUUAAUGCAGAUAUUGUCAUACCUGUUGCUUAGGUCAUAGCUUUAACGAGAUUUAAUGAAAAAAGUAUCUGUUGAAGUAACAAUGGUGGUUAAAGGGUCAUUGACCUGAGAAUUUAGCUGUCAGAUCUGUUGAACACUGUAUAGCUAACAGGUACAUGCACCUCAAGUACAGUGCCUCAGAGGUAGCUGUCUAGCUAAGCAUCAUUGAUAAAUUUUUGAUGUGAUGUUAUCUUUUUACGAUAGUAUGUGCUUUAGAAGAUAAGUUGGUGAGAAAUACAUUCAUCUUUAUGAAGAGUGAUUUACUUAUAAGAAGUGAUUUACUGUUGAAGAUGAUCUCCGCUGAUAGUUCUUGUCAGAGUUAGAAAUAUUUACAGCGAACAUGGAACGAUUAAAGUCGAUACAGUUUGGUAGUGAGAUCUACUCAAGGCAGCAUCUAGAUGACCUCCCCCUGGUUGAGAUUGGUCCUCUAAAUGAUGAGAUCAUCGCCAGCUACUCAGGACCUGACUCUGGUCUCGCUUUCGGACUGGAUAACAGAGCUACAAGUUCAGACGGGGAAAUAGCUGGUGCCCGGAAUUGGAACAUGAAGGACCAGAAGGCUUAUGGCAUCUGUAUCUCCCUAUAUGAACAGCAUCCUGUCAAUGGCAAGAUGUCAGGUGAUCCAGUUGCUGAUGCCUUCGCGAUCUGUGCCAGGGGAAACAACUGUGUCAUGGUGAUUGCUGAUGGUGUUAACUGGGGUGAGAAAUCUCGCCUGGCAGCCCGGGCUGCACUGUACGGAGCCAUGGACUACAUCAAUACACGAAUUUUCACCAACCGCAGAUCCCCAGCAUCCACUCAUGAUGUGUUUGCGAUCCUGCGGAAGUCGUUUGACAAGGCUCACCAGGAGAUACUGGACCGCGAGGGCGGGCUGACGACCUUGUGUGCCUGUAUGGUGUGUCCCGUAGCCAAGUCAACACAGUACGCAGUCUGUUGCCUCAAUGUUGGGGACAGCUACGGGUACAUCUUCAGUCAUAACCAAGGUAUCAGAGAGGUGACACAGGGUUCCCAUGAUGUUUCUUUAGUCCGAGACAUCCGCGAUGCAGGGGGCGCCAUUGGUCCGGUUGACGGGAAAAAUCCAGAACUCCACAACCUUACAUACGGUCUCAGUUUUGCAAAUCCGGGUGAUAUUGUUUUUCUUACCACUGAUGGAAUCUCGGACAAUUAUGAUCCGGUUGUGACAAAAAUUGCUGUAGCUCCUUUGACAAGUGUUAAAAAUGAAAACGAGCAACAGUCGGAAGGUGAAAAUCAUUAUGAGUGUAUGGAGUCUACCUCAGAUCCAGGAUGCAGCAGUAUUUGUGGAAAACCUAUUAUGGAGCCACAGGAAAGGCACAUUUACGCUAUGAAAGAGAUGGAGAGAGUAUUACAUGACUACGAGUUGAUAACUGAAGAAGACAGUUCAGCUCAGGAAUUGUGCAGUGCAAUGGUGCAGCACGUGUUAAUGACUACAGACCAGAAACGCAAAGUGCUAGAAAAUCCAGAUUUGUAUAGACGUAAAAAGCUAUCACUAAAAGAUAAGCAAACGAGAGACUCGCAAAUAGUUUCAAAAAUGUCAGAGGCCCCUGGUAAGUUAGACCAUGCUUCAAUUGUUUCAUAUGAAGUUGGGGAAUGGAAGCAGGAUUUUGAUACAAUGGAUUCUAUUCCUUUAGAAAGUCAAACUUCAGAAUCAAGUAGCAGCUCUAAACACAGCACCAACACAGACAUCUCAUACCCAAAGAGUCCAACCUCACCCUCCCAUAACAUUACAUCUCCCAGCUCAGGUACAAAGAAAAUCCGCCCUAAGAAACUCUUCAACAAACUUAAAAAUAAUCUCAACAUUAAAUCCACUCCAAACUCACCUACUACUGAACAAAGCCCAAGUAUUUCCAAUGUGACUUCACCUAAGAAAUAUCACUUCAAAAGGUCAAGGACAAAGUCAGAAGCAGGUGCUCUCUCACCAAGCAGCCCGGUUGCAAGGCGUGAUGUGAUGUCAUCAGGGUUUGAAGACUUUCGGUACCAAGCGUCUCCUACCAGUCAUAUGCCUGUCAGUCCUACUUCACCCUCUAGACUUCCAUAUGCGGGGCAUCAGUAUCAACAGUACAGAAAGCCAGCCGGAUUUGAAUCUGCUGUUUAGUUUCAAAGCAUGCUUUAUAAUUAUCUAUUGUACUUAGUUACUGGUUAAUUUGGUUAUAAAUCAAAAUUUAGCUUGUCAGUUUUUUGGAAGAAAAAAGGUUGAUGUGUUGUCAUAACCUUGGUGUGGUAAUUUACCCAUUGGUGUUAUGCUUUUCUAUUAUGCAAAAACUAUUUGUAUGGCAUAACAGGGUUUUACGCACCUAUUUUCUGUUGGCAACAGUUUUUUAAAGUGAAACUCAUAUACUUACUAAAUAAUGCAAUUAUGGAAAAUAUUGUUUUUGAUAUUUAUUCAUCCUUUUCGGUAAAGUAGAACAAUUGUUUUAAUUGUGAUAGAUCUUAUUUGGGAGUAAUAGUGCAUCAACUUUGCUUAGAAUUGAGUUAUUUGACUUACUUUUAUGAACAAACUCAAAACAUCAAUUUUUCAAUUUUGGAACAAUCUGGUGUCUAGUCCCUUUAAGUUUAAUUCAGGAAAUUCAAAUGAAACUUGAUGCAAGCACUAUACCUGUGAAAUAUGCAUUAUUAAGUAGAGAAAGACCCAUCUCCCUGGCUUGACAUAUUUUGAAAUUAAGCCCCUUAAUAAAGUAAGAAGAACAGAUGAGCUUUGCCACCCCAUUGCAGUGCUCUUGCGUGAUGUCUCCUAACAAUAUAGUCAUUUAUUUAAGCAUAUUUUUAGUUUAUUUUGAAAAUGACUCGUACCUUUUAAACUGGGAAUUUUUGCAUUGUUUUUGCUUACAAAGUUGGGAAUUUUUAUUAAACAGAAUAGAACCGAACAAUCAGAAUAAAAAGUGUUUUAAAUUUUUAAUUCAACAUUUUGACAUUAAAUCACAAAAAAAAUUAGUGACAAGUCAGGCAUUGUUGUGUUGUGUAGGUUGUUGAUUCAGUCUAGUGCUUAUUCAAUUUGAGAUACUCAUUUAUUAAGCCAUCAUAUUGUUGUUAGUGCUAAAGGCUUGUAGCCUUGUGCUCAUUGCUGAUCAUUUGUUAAUUUGUUCAUAAUUUGAAGCAACAGUAUAUUAUAACAUCUUUAACUUAAUGGUUGUUAAACAUUUAAAAAUACCAGUGUCAUUGUCUUUCAUUUUAAAAUCAAAUUUAUUGCAAUCAAAGUUCAUACAGAAUGAAAUGCAGAAGAAUAACUUAGGGCUAUUCCAGUAAAACAUAUAACCCACAGGGGGAAGGCAAUUAUUUAAAUAGUAAAUGAGUGGGUGUCUGUUUUCGCUAAUUUGGACCCCAAAAGGGAAAUUUUUCUUCUGUGUGUGUGUGUGUGGGGGGGGGGGGGGUAUAUUUUAAGUGUGCUUCCCCCCAGGGGUUAAAUGUUCAAAUAGAAUACCUCUUAUCACAUGUGAAACAAUAUUGAGACUGUGACUGUUAGCUGGUUGUAUUGGCAGCAAAAAAAACAUAUUUAUAACUAAUUUUUUACUAUCAAAUAUUGAUUCCCAUCAGUCUUACAUUUUAAACUGGUUAUUACCAUCCAUCUAUUCAGCUUUGAGCUAUUAAUUUUCAAUGAGUAAUUUGUUGUAAUUUGUAAUGCAUUUCUUAGCUAGCUUGCUCUUAUAAAUGACUUAUGGUGCAGAUAUUUUAUCAGCUUAAAAGAAGUAUUCUGUUCAUGCUUUAUUAGCCAUGCGUGGAUUUGUCAUUUACUCAUAAGAUCAGGCUACUAUGGUGCAUAUCACUUUUAUGAUACCAAAUACUUAAAGCAUUAUGUAUCUUCCCAGAUUUCAAUGAGUCAUAAAACAGGGGAAGUAUAAUAUGGAUUCUCUAAUUACGUUAAUUGAUUUAGUAAAUCGUUGUAUAUUAUAUGAAGCCAGUAUCCAGAAGUGUGUUUUUCAAGUAUUUGUCAAAUGCUAUUGUAUUGUUAAACUUUGAUACAGGCUAUUCUGUUUAAGCAUACAACCCAUCCCAGAUGGAACUUCUGGUUGGGGAUGGGGGUUACCUGACCCUACCUAUAAAGACCCUACCUUCAAAAUAGGAGCCAAUCCUACCUUUUUUAUAGUUAGUCGGUUAAAAUAAUCAAUUCUGAAAAAAGUCUAUUCUGAGAUGAAUGUGUUCUAAUAUGUAGUUUAAAAAGCUUUAUAAUGACGAUUAAUUUUAAAUAAUUCCCCAGUUUUAGAAAAAGAUGUAACCAUUAGCACACAGUUUAUUUUUUUGGCCCCAAGAAGGCACUUUUGAAUUGUAUUGUUCCCUUUUAUAAGUUAAAUUAACAUGAAAAUUGAUUAUUAUUUUUUUGUCACCCUGGGGAGAGUGUAAUUUUCAAAUGUAAUAGCCCUUAUAAAUAUGAAUCUAGAAAAAUAUAAUAUAUUCUACAUGGAAUAUACUUAAAUCUACAAUGUCAUAUUUUCCAGUUUUUUAUUCAGUCACUUUUAUACAAAUCCACAUUAUCCACCUUAAGCUCUGGUAUGGUAUUUGCAGCUUGCUUUGUAAUAAUGGGGGGAGGGGGGGGGGGGGGUAUGCUGUUGUGUGCCAUAUUAUUUUUUGCUAUGUGUAUUCAUAAACAGACAAGUAAUUGAAUUCUUGUGUAUACAUAGGGUAUUCAAUGUUUGUUUAUAAACGCAGAAUUUCUUUGAAAAGGUUGUGUAUAGUAGAAAUAUUUGUUUGCCAUCAUAUUUGUGUUUUGAUCAAUGUUUAUUGUUUUCAUACAUUCAACAUUUAGAUUUGUGUUUUCCAUUAGAGAAUUGAUCUCGCUAAGUGUUUUGUCUCCUGAUUUUUAUUGGUCAGUAUUUCUCAAAAUUUUGUUACUUAAUAUGACUAGUAUUUAAUUGUGCAAUAUUCAUUUUAAAUUCUUGAAUGAAAACAUAAUGUAACAUAGAUUGAAUUUCUUUAAGCGACAUGUAUCUUUUGAACCUAUAUCAUAAAUGGAAUAAAGCACUUAACAGAGUGUGUAUCAUGAAAAAGUGGAUGUUACCAGGUAUUCAAUGUGUCUAUAGUGGCACUUAAACUGUCUUGCUAAAGAGCUAGUUUUUAUAGCAACGCGGUAGAGUGCCACCAUGAAGAGUGAAAAGAAAUGGGUGUUCGAACCCUGCCAGAUGACCAUAGCAAUUUGUGCAGUCUGUAACAAUUGGCCCCCCAAUGUGGGACCUAUGCUGGUUGCAAAAUAACUUGAUAAGCCUCAAGGUCAUUGCAAAUUGAGGAAAUGUGAUUCAAAUGUAACAGACUGCACAAUUUUUUAUGUGCACCUGUCGGGGUUCGACCCACAAACUUUCGCUCUGCAGGCGGACACCUGACCGCAUCGCUAUAAAAGCUAGCUCUAUAGCGAGACAGUAUAAGUGCCACUUUAUACAUAUUGAAUACCCGGUAACAUGGAUAUUAGCUUCUCAAAAUGGCAUUCAUAGAUAGUUUGGUCAGUUUAAACCUCGGGUAUUUAUUUUCGUGCUCAGUGUUUUAUUAGUGUAUUUUUUAUACAUUUUUUCAGUAGUUAUGUAGUAGAGCAUUUUUUGUGCAGUUUUUUCCUUGCAAAUUUAAGAAUUAAGAAAUGUUAAGUGUUUAAAUGUGGUAGUACACUUCAGACAAAACAAACGUGAAAGUAUAUUCAAAUAGUCAAUUUAUCUUAAUACCAUACUUACAUACUAUUAUUUGCCUUUCAUUGGUUGUUUAAGAUAAAAAAUAAAAUAAAACAAAUUUAAAUCAUA